AUGGCGACGCUACUAGAAUCAGCAUUGAACUCCGACCCGUUGGCACCUCCUUCUUCAUACCGACGAUCAGACAACCCCCCAUCUUCGUCCCGACCGCGACCCCCGCCUUCUGUCAGUAAUGGCCUACCCUCCGAGGGCGACAUUUUCCCAGAUGACGAAGUCACCGGUGCUGCGCGUGGUCGCAAUCAGAAUCCACUCGAUCGCAAUGUGCCGCGUGUUGAGGACAAGACCGGCAACGCGGUCCUGAAAGCCUUUGAGCAGUUCUUGGAAGAGCACGUCGAAGAGAUCAGCAGCUCCGCAGCGCCCCCGUCAAGCGAGCGCAAGAGCGACAAAUACUACAUCGAGCAGAUCCACGGUCUGAGGGAGUAUCAGCUUUCGACACUGUAUGUCGAUUACAAGCACAUUCUGGCGUCCAGGGAAGGCGCUGCUCUUUCCAACGCAAUCGCUGCCUCGUACCACCGCUUUCUGCCAUACUUGACGAGGGCGCUUCACAAUCUCCUGAUCAAGUAUGAACCGGCAUACUUUAAGGACCAUCGACAGAUGGGAAGCAGCUCAUCUCAAGCCAAUACAUCAUUGGCCGGCAAUGUCUCAAGCGAGGCAAGUACUGUUGCAGAUAAGAAUACCAAUCAGCAGACUGAUAAGCUCUUCACGGUGGCUUUCUACAACAUCCCGCUCGUCACGAGAGUGCGUCAAUUGCGGACAGAACAGAUAGGUAGACUUGUCUCAAUAUCUGGCACCGUUACCAGAACUUCGGAAGUCAGACCUGAGCUCGCUUAUGGUACCUUCAUCUGCGAAGCCUGCAACACCGUGGUACCGAAUGUUGAGCAAACAUUCCGCUACACAGAGCCAAAUAUAUGUCCCAACUUGACCUGUCAGAACAAGCUGGCAUGGCGUCUGGACAUCGCAAACUCAACCUUUGUGGAUUGGCAGAAAUGUCGAAUCCAGGAGAACUCCUCAGAGAUUCCCACAGGUAGCAUGCCACGGACAAUCGAUGUGAUUCUGCGCGGUGAGCAGGUCGAACGCACGAAACCCGGCGAGAAAUGCAUAUUCACAGGUACUUUGAUAGUUGUGCCCGACGUCUCACAACUAGGUAUUCCUGGUGUCCGCCCAGAAGCUUCGAAGGACAACCGUGGAUUCCGUGCCGAUGACGGUGGAUCCGGAGUCAGUGGGCUGAAGUCGCUGGGUGUGCGAGAUCUGACAUAUCGCAUGGCAUUUCUGGCAUGCUUCUCAUGCCCUGACACCACAACACCUGGUCAACCUAUGGGCGAGCUGACAGGUCAAUCCGCGAAUAUUCUCAACUCUCUUCACCAGAUCGAUGUCACGGAAACGUACAAGGACGGUGACGAUGCACAAGAAGCGUUCCUCGAGACGUUGUCAUAUGCCGAGAUCGAAGACCUCCGAGAAAUGGUGCACAGUGAUCACAUCUAUGAUCGACUAGUAAGAUCUCUCGCGCCCAUGGUCUUUGGUCACGAGCUUGUCAAAAAGGGGCUGCUGCUUCAACUGCUCGGUGGUGUCUCGAAGCAGACGCCCGAAGGCAUGGCUCUCCGUGGCGACAUCAAUAUCUGCAUCGUCGGAGAUCCGUCAACCUCAAAAUCGCAAUUUCUGAAGUAUAUCUCCUCGUUUCUCCCAAGAGCUGUAUAUACUUCUGGGAAGGCUUCCUCGGCAGCUGGUCUGACGGCCGCCGUCGUGAAGGACGAGGAGACAGGCGAGUUCACCAUCGAGGCCGGAGCAUUGAUGUUGUCCGAUUCGGGUACUUGCUGUAUCGACGAGUUCGACAAGAUGGACAUCUCUGACCAGGUUGCGAUCCAUGAGGCCAUGGAGCAACAGACCAUCUCGAUCGCCAAAGCUGGCAUCCACGCCACCCUUAAUGCUCGCACGUCAAUCCUUGCCGCUGCAAACCCAGUGGGUGGCAGAUACAACAAGAAACAGACGCUACGAGCCAACAUUAACAUGUCAGCUCCGAUCAUGUCACGUUUUGAUCUCUUUUUCGUGGUCCUAGAUGACUGUAAUGAGAGCACCGAUCGAAGACUGGCGAACCACAUCGUCAAUUUACAUAUGCUCAAAGAUGAGUUUGUCCAGCCGGAAUUCAGCACAGAGCAGCUCCAGAGAUAUAUUCGCUUCGCCAGAACCUUCAAACCUGCCUUCUCGCAACGAGCGAAGUCGCUCCUUGUUCAGAAGUACAAGGAACUACGAGCAAACGACUCUGGUGGUAUCGGUCGGGGCAGCUAUCGCAUCACAGUCCGCCAACUUGAGUCCUUGAUUCGUCUCAGCGAAGCCAUUGCAAAAGCCAACUGUGUCACCGAUGUCACCGAGACGUUUGUCCUCGAGGCAUUCGAUCUGCUGCAGCCAACUCGAGCACCGUCCCGGCCCAGAGACUCUGACUCGCCCAUGGCUGAUGAGGAUGCGCCUGACACGGAAGAUGCUCAGCAACAGCAAGAAACGACACCAGCUCCUACACGACAGCGAACCAAGGUUACCUUCGAGAAAUUCGCAAAGAUACAGCACAUGCUUGCCACGAGAAUACGCGACUACGAGGAGGCCGAAGGCGAAGGCGUUCCCCAUGACGAGCUCAUUGUCUGGUACACUGAGCAGAUCGAGGAUGAGAUCGAUAGCGUUGAGCAGCUUGGCGAGGAAAGCAAGCUGGCUGGCAAAGUCGCGAAGAGAAUGAUUAAGGAUAGCACAAUCAUGCCAAUCCGUGGGGAAGGUCUGAUGGAUGAAGACGACGCUGAUGCUCAACCACAGGCUGCGCAGGUCACUUAUGUUCUCCAUCCUAAUUGUGGGAUCUUCGAAGACUCGUGA
This is a messenger RNA of Cyphellophora attinorum, 2799 nucleotides long. RefSeq names its product DNA replication licensing factor mcm6. Gene Ontology annotation, cellular component: nucleus; MCM complex. Gene Ontology annotation, molecular function: ATP binding; single-stranded DNA binding; single-stranded 3'-5' DNA helicase activity. Gene Ontology annotation, biological process: DNA replication initiation; mitotic DNA replication; double-strand break repair via break-induced replication. The transcript is spliced from 3 exons. Lineage: Eukaryota; Fungi; Ascomycota; Eurotiomycetes; Chaetothyriales; Cyphellophoraceae. The coding region runs from base 1 to 2799 and encodes 932 amino acids. The record is from RefSeq and is a predicted model, not a curated record.